Messenger RNA from Erinaceus europaeus (western European hedgehog), 906 nucleotides. Its product is annotated as coiled-coil domain-containing protein 81-like. The record is from RefSeq and is a predicted model, not a curated record. The transcript has 6 exons. Lineage: Eukaryota; Metazoa; Chordata; Mammalia; Eulipotyphla; Erinaceidae. Gene Ontology annotation, cellular component: centrosome. Bases 1 to 882 code for a protein of 293 amino acids.
AUGCGCCCUGCGGACAAGACAGGCCUCGGCCCUUCUGCCGCCAUGGGUGCCACUGCAGAAGAGUUGACCAUCUGGCGACAGCACAUGAAUAAGAACAAGCUGCACACCCUAGCUCGGCUGAGCCGGGAUGAAGUCUCUAUGAUAUGGAGUUAUGUUUGUGACUUUAUUCUACGACAGCUGAGGCUGCAAAAGGGGAUCUACAUACCUGCUUUUGGGACAUUUACUUUUAUGUGGCAAAAACUAGAUGCUGGGAACAGGUUUAGCUCUAUCCAGAUACCGAUCUUUAUCAUGUCAGAGAAGCUAUUGCAGCUACACGGACUACGACAAACUAAAAUCCACACACCUGGGGAUAUCCCCGUUGUACCACUGAAUUUUAUCAUGGUUGCCAUAGCGGGGCAUUAUAGCAGGGACACGGUCGAAGGAUGCAUUAAAGAAACUCUGCAGCUCUUAUCACGAUCAAUCUGCACACGAAAGAAAGUUGAAUUUACUUUCCAAGGAAUCGGUAUCCUUACAAUUGAAAAUGACAAAGUAAAAAUGAAAUUUUUUCAGGACUUCUUGUCUGCAGUGAAUACAAGUGGCAAUCUGGAGAAAGAUAUUGCAAAGAAAACUCAAAAUGUCAAUUCAACUAUAGCAAACAUCAAAACUUCGAAGAGAAAUCCAAACUGUGUUCUUUCCUUCCCCAGAAUUGAAUUUGAAUUAAAAGGAAAUAAUGAAACACUGGAAAAAAUUGAACAACCUAAACUGAGGAAAUCCGUGUUAAGAAUGAAGUCAGACAAAGAUGAUGUGCAAGGUAAGCCAAAGAUUUUAGCUGUCUUCUCUUUUCUGCUAAGCAGCAGGGCAUUGUUGCUGAGCAACUCCUGUGCCGAAAAUCAGUACCAUUAGAGUUAUAAGAAAUGUGUUCUUCUA